Molecule: messenger RNA, 6053 nt
Organism: Magallana angulata
Lineage: Eukaryota; Metazoa; Mollusca; Bivalvia; Ostreida; Ostreidae
Product: SCL-interrupting locus protein homolog
Exons: 16
Coding region: 487-4932 (1481 amino acids)
Biological process (GO): protein localization to centrosome; mitotic spindle organization; centrosome duplication
Cellular component (GO): centriole; centrosome
Source: RefSeq, a predicted model, not a curated record
UUGAUAUGAAAUCGCAUAAUAUCAGCAAGUUUUCUCAGAAUUGUUUCAUUUCACUUCUAAAAUUGAGCUGGAGAGUUAUGCGUUUAAAAAAACAUAUAUAUAAUUUUCUACUGAAAAUUCAUAGAACUUCCGGUAGUAAACAAACGUAAAGAAGCCAAGUAUACUGAGAGAUUCUUAGGAAGUAAAAACUCAAAUACUGAAUGCAUUUAUACAACAUGAAAAAAAAAUAGCCCAAUGAAAAUACAAAUAUUUUAAUUCAUGCGUUUUAAUACCCAUUAAACAGCAACACGUACAUAUCACUCACUUCUCUCUGCACACUGUACAUUGGCGGAGUUUGACGAACAAGUUCCAACUUGACAACAUUUCUCAUGUGUUUAUGGUCGGCGUCAAGUGUAAUGAUCUUGUGUUGUGCAGAGAAUAUGGGGUUUAAUUUAAUGUCAGGAUUGAUCAUAUUCGUUUUCCAAGAUAACCAUAUGGAAGUAAAAAAUGCCUGCACAACAUCAUGUUCACUUCAGUGAUUCAACUGUAGAGGAAAAAGAGGAAUCUCUGCCACGCCAGUAUACUGGAUUGUCAGAGGAAAUGGCAAUGUUGAAGUUUCCAAAAGUGAAGAAUAUUCUGUGGGACCAUGACAGUACAGGAGAUGACUUGCACCUAAGUCUGUCAUAUUACAGGAAACCUCAGUUAUAUGUCACAGAAAAAGUACUGCGUUUUGCUCAGAGGCAUUUAGAGAGUUCACGAGGCACCUCUUGUAGCUGUGCCCUUCAAGGCUCGAUAGCUUUGGAUCAAGAUGGAGAAGGCCUGACCUUUGUCCUUGACAGGUUUGAUCCUGGAGGAGGAGGGACAAUAAGCUGCAGUGGUCUGACCCCAGGGGAUAUAUCUGUACCAUUUGAGAUGUUUGGAAACACAAAAGAAAACCGUCAUGGUUCACAAAGUGAUUAUUUCAAUGCUCUCAAGCUUAUUCAGCAAAAGAUUAGUAGUAAAGACUCAAUAGAAAUCAGCAAUUUUCUCCUUGCAAAAGGAUGGUGCAGUUUUUACACACAUGGUGAAAAAAGUGUUCAUCACAUAGACUUUGAUGUUGUAACCUUAGCAACAGAAUUUAAAGUCACACCAAUACCAGUAGUUCCUAUUGUGCCAACAGCAUUGUCCAAAAACUUGUCUGGGCCAAUGAGUCUUAGUCAUCUACAGGGGGAACCAAAAACUGGCUACCUAACCAUGGAUCACACAAGGAAAGUGUUAUUAGUGCUAGAAUCUGAUCCCAAAGUUUUCAAUCUUCCAUUGGUGGGAAUAUGGAUAAGUGGUGUGUCCUAUGUAUACAGCCCAUUUGUCUGGGCAAGUUGUAUUCGAUACCUGUUCAACUCCAGCAUAAAUGACAGAGUUUGUUCUGUGGCGGAACCCUUUCUUUUGGUGCUAUAUAGUCCUUUACAUUCCAAACCUGAGUUUUAUGAUGUUACCAUUCAAAAUGCUGAGGGAAAUAUGCAGUUUGAUCUGUACACAGGCUAUGAAGUUGUUAGUCUACCUAAGACCAUUACCAACAAUUCUCAAAACAGUGUGGAAAUUGAACUAAGCUCAGCAAAGCCAGGGAAGAAAAGAGAGACAUUUGAUGCUGCACAACAUGAAUAUAACAGUCUAAGGCCUGCACUAAAGAAGGAAAACCUUGAAGUGCCAGUAUCAGCUGCAGAGUUGGAAGAAAUGACCCCCAGAAUUCGACCAGCCCCCUACACUUCACAGGUGCCUAAAGCUGUCCCCAUGGUGCCAGAGGUUUCGCUGAUAUUUGGGGACGAAAACUCGGGGAUAUUGACAGAGACUGGACCCAGACAACCUCCCAUCAUGCAUGGCAAACCAACAGGGGUUCAUUAUGUUCAAGACUUUCUGUCCAGCUCUCACCAACCUCUGAAAUACCCUCCCUCUAGUCAUACUCCAGUGCCCAAUGGAGACAGCAAGUUAGGCAGUCAUUUUCACAGUGCUCCAAACUUACAGCAGAUGAGGUCAGCAAAACCACAACAGCAGUGUACACUUCCCUGCUGUACUAACAACCAAACCAUGCAGAAUGGUAGAUUAGCUCAGAAUUAUUUAUCCAACGGCACUCUUCAACAGAAGAGACCUCAGAAUGGUGCAAAUGUAUUUCCUCAGCCUUCAAGUACUAAACACCACAGAAGAUCCAUGACUGCAGUUCCUCAGGGUCAUUAUGGUUAUCCGGCACAACAGCCGUAUCACCACCCAGUACCAAGCAGUGCUCCAUACAGGCCACCACCAAACACUGGACCCAUCUAUAGGGGACCCUCCUACCCACCCCAUGACUUGAGACAUUCUUGUUCAUGUCCUGACUGCAUGUACCAAAUGCCAUUACAAAAUAAUCAGAUUCGUCCUCAAGCUCAAAUGCAGCAACAAGCUCAAAUGCAGCAGCAAGUUCAAAUGCAACACCAAGCUCAAAUGCAGCCACAAAACUAUGGUAUUCCUGGUCCCAGUGUCAGAGCGCCUAUACCUGACUGCACUCCAAAACCUCAAUAUUCUCAGGCAUUCCCUGUGAUGUCCCAGUCAAAUCAGUUGCAAAAUGCUCAACAGUUAAAUUAUCCACAACAGAUGCAGCCUUUACCACAGGAAAUUGUUUCUACUCAAUCCCAAACAAACACUGCAAAUACAAAAUCCCAAGUGCCACCUCCACAGGAAUCCACGUUGUCUCCUCGCAAUGCAUCUGAGGCAAGAAGCAGUCAAGCUGACAGCAGUGGAAGAUCAAGUGAUGACAGUGGGUUUAGUGUCACACCAGAAAAGAAGGUGAAUAAUUCAGCAGAGGACAAUGCAGACUUCCAGUCUUCAGCAUUUGGGAAAGGAAUCAACUGGAACCAGGUACCCCAAGAGGUCUACCAACUUCUGAUGCAUCAGGAUGCUCAACUGAAACAAUUACAAGCACAAAUACAGACCUUGAUACAAAAUCAGAGUGUAUCAACUCAAUAUACAACCAUGACAGAACUGAACUCUACUGCAGGAAAGUCAUCCGUCCAAAACUCAACAGGAAAUGAUCAGGCGGUUCAGAAGUGUGAGAUGGGAACAAACACCACCAUCUUUAACCAGAAUGAUAAAAACUCUGUAGCUCUUCAGACAAGUCCUGUAAAACCUGUGUCACUUUCUCAAGAACCUGUCGAUCCUCUCUGGUCCAGAUCCCAAGAGCAUCCAAAUCUUGCCAGAUCCCAGGAAUAUCAAGAUAGUCCCAGAUCACAAGAAUAUCCAGAUAGUGCCAGGUCUCGGGAUCAUCCAGACAGUGCCAGGUCUCAGGAUUAUCCAGACAGUGCCAGGUCCAGAGAACCUCCGCACAGUGCCAGAUCUAGUAGAAGUUCUCCGUUACAGCCUGCUAAUGGUCAGAUGAGUGAUAGAUCUAGUCACAGUUCUCAUUCCCAGGAAGGCAGUAACUAUGAGGCCCGUACCCCAGCAGAUAUCAGACACAGGGGAAUCUUGCCCAUGAACAGCACAGAGAGAGAAGACUUUGAUUUGAACAUGACCCAGGGAGAGCUUUACAAUGUAGUGAACAAUGUCGCACUUCACAACAAAACCAUGGACAGUAUUCACUCAGAUAUGAUUGUGGACAUGCCCAGUUACCAUUCAUCUCCAUCAAGGUCCCAAGUAUCUCCUGACUCUGGGUCUGGUGAGAUUUCCCAGAGCCCGAUCAGUGCCAGUAUGUGUGGAGACCAGCAGCAUUACAGUGGAGAUUCAGAGGACGAGGAUGAAGAGGAAGGGCCGGGACAACUCAGUGCUGACAACAAGGAGUAUUAUGACAAACUAAUGGAGAAUAUCCACAAGCUCCUGCAGCAUCAGGAUAGUGAGUUGACCGGAGAGUUGACAGCUGAUACUCUACAGAACGACCCGCUACAGCAGAGCGUCAUGCUGGGACAGUACCUCAACUCCAUGAGGAUUAAUGGAGGCCAGAAUCCUGUGGAGACAACAUUCAUUCCUAAAAUAAACUACAUGUCUAUGAUGUUUGAAUCUGACUCUGAUUGUUCUAUGGAGAUCAAUGCUAUGGCUAUGAAGUAUCUGAAGGAUGAACAACUUACUCAACUGAAUAAACUCCAAACUCAGUCUCGUUUAAAGGGAAAUAAGGACAAUCAGAAGGCAAAUCUACUGCGUCAGGUUCUGGGUGAAGGCAGAGACACAACACCAGAUGUCACCACAACGGGCAUGUCACCCAAUGACAUGACCUUCGCCACAAGAAAAUAUCUGGAGAAGUAUGGAUUGGUUAAUGACAAUGACAGUACAAGAUCUGGAAAUACCUCAGAAUCUACAGUGAAUGACACUUAUGAACUGAAAGUCAAUUUCUCCACAGUAAACUCACCUGUAAAUUCUCCACAUCGAAAUGUGCCCGACUCCUUUCGCACACCAGUGUCUCGAAAGUCUCGCAGCCCCUUUUUGGACUCAUUAAGAAGUCAGAACAAAACGGGAAGUCCAUUCCAGAAUACCUCAGGGAGUCCAUAUGUAAACAGUGUACGGACAUUAGAGAAAUCCUCUGGUCCAUGUGUAAAUAAUGGAACUGUGUCUGAUAGAACAGGCAGUCCCUAUACUAACAGUUAUGAUGUGUCCACCAGAACACCAAGCAGUAGGAGGGAAACAGUGGAUAGUCCUCAAGGUCAGGGCCAGAGUAGAUCCAACAGUUAUGGAAGGGAAGACUCUGCCAUGAGAACCCCUGUCAGAGGAAACAGUCAUUCUUAUGACAACGAAGGCCAAGACAUCACCCCCAAAUCUACGCCAAACCAAAGAAUGCAGCCAGUGUUGAGACCAGCCUAUACCCCCAGUCCAAAUCAUGGGGAAAGGCACCGCAUGCUUAGUCCAAUAACUCAAGAAGAACCUGCAGAAACAAGUGGCCAGGCUAUCACUCAUCAACAGUCUGAACAUGAGGAGAAAGUUUUAGAUAUAACCAGGCUAAAAAUGAUGCCAAAACUCUUGUGAUGUUCUGUAGUUAGGUAAAACUCAUUUAAUUUAUUAUACAUAGUUUGUAGAUGAAUGUAAGGAUUGCAGGUUUUUUAAAAAUGUAGAGAUAUUUAUUUCUAUCUGUAAACAAUGAAUAGUUAUAGUGAACUCUGUGAUGUAUCUGUACAUAAGCACUUGUUGCGGCUCAGCACUGGUUGCCCCAGGCAUGUCUUGGUGGCGUUUUAUCUGUUUAAGUUUCUUUCCUAUUUAUUUUUAAAGCCCAAGGCUGUGAUAUUUUGUUUUAACAGCCAUUAAAUGGCUGGAUCUUUUUCUUUUAUUUAUCUUUUUAAAAAUCUCACAAUUGGUUGUCAAAUCAGUUUUUGUUUGUUUCAAAUGCAUAUGAAUGGUUUAGUUGUGUGAUCAACCCGCUAUUUGAAAUAAGAGUGACAACUUCUCUUGUUCAAAAAAAUUGCCAUUUUGACGUUCAGCAGUUGCAGGGUAGAGAGAUAUUGGUUUCUAUUUUUGGAUGACAAUACUAGUACAUGUAAUACAGACGUAGAACAUUUGAUUUUAUUGGAAGAUUGUGAGAAUGAUAUUUAGGAUCUAAAUAAAAACUGUACAAAACUAGUCAGCAAAUAGUGAAAAUAGUUAUAGUAUGAGUUGUAGGGCAUUGUCAUAUACCAUAUGUUAUUACUGUAUCUUAGAAUGAGCAGAAAUGCAUUUAGAUAUUAAAUAAUUGGAAUAAAUAUACAAUGUUCAAUAUAAAACUUAUCAUAUAUUUUGAAUAUACUAACUGCAUUUAUUUUACAUUACCUUUUUAACUUGAAAAUUCAUGUCUUUUCAAAUAGGUACAAAUUUUUGUAUUUUUUAGUACAGCAACAUAAUUGACUUUCAAUAUUUACUUCAUACUGGAAAUUAAUUCCUUGUUUUUGUACACGUAUUUUAAAUAUCAUUUAUUUUUUUUAUUUUUUUUUACACUGUAUUUGAUUUCAGCUCACAAUAGUUGCAAAUUUUUCAGUUUUUAAUCUCUACCAGGUUUAGCUGGGAGCUAGAAAUACUUAGAAUCAAUAAAUUUUACAGACAGAAUACAGUCAUGUCAUUUUUAAAACUACUCUGUAUUGUUACUCAUUUAUUUGAACAAUUAAACUUAGAAAAAACAA